Molecule: messenger RNA, 465 nt
Organism: Fusarium oxysporum Fo47
Lineage: Eukaryota; Fungi; Ascomycota; Sordariomycetes; Hypocreales; Nectriaceae
Product: SRPBCC family protein
Exons: 1
Coding region: 1-465 (154 amino acids)
Source: RefSeq, a predicted model, not a curated record
AUGUCCCAAACCCAAGACCUCGUCCCAUACACUACUGUCACUCGCGACAUCUACGCACCCAUCGGCGAAGUCUGGGGUAUCUUGGGAGGAUUCGGGGCUGAGAAGGCCUGGUAUCCGGGAUGCAUCAAGCUCAGUCUAGAGGGCUUUGGCAUCGGCAGCAUCCGUAGAUUCAGCUACGAGUAUCCUGAAGGGCCACAGAAGGGGCAGCGCUACGAGUUCUCAGAAGAGAUGACUGAAGUCGACGCUUCGAACCACUCAAUGACAUUUAGAGUCCGAAGGCCCGAUUACCCUGACAUGGUCGCGUUCGGAACAACCGCGUUGGAAUACCUUGGCCCUAACAAGACCCGCUUCAUUUGGAGCUCCAAGGGGAGGCCACUGCCGGAAGAGUAUCAGCAAGUCUUGAACAAGGACCUCGAAUCUCGAUUCGCCGGACUCAUUGCGGCAAUUGCAAAGCAGGUGGAAUGA